Molecule: messenger RNA, 6349 nt
Organism: Wyeomyia smithii (pitcher-plant mosquito)
Lineage: Eukaryota; Metazoa; Arthropoda; Insecta; Diptera; Culicidae
Gene: tgo
Product: aryl hydrocarbon receptor nuclear translocator homolog
Exons: 13
Coding region: 1604-4189 (861 amino acids)
Biological process (GO): regulation of transcription by RNA polymerase II
Cellular component (GO): nucleus; transcription regulator complex; cytoplasm
Molecular function (GO): RNA polymerase II cis-regulatory region sequence-specific DNA binding; DNA-binding transcription factor activity, RNA polymerase II-specific; protein dimerization activity
Source: RefSeq, a predicted model, not a curated record
UUUCGUCGUGAACGGACGUUUUCCUCCCUAAGAGCGUGCGUUGGUGAAAUUGUGGCGAGAGUGAGCGAACGUUGUUGUUAGGUGUUGUUAGGAAACUCUCGCGCAUUCGGUAGUCGGGAAAUUCGUCAAUCCUGAUCCACAUACUCGAAGGUUCGGGUCUGUGGUGGUGUUGAAAUAGAUACAUUUUUUAAACGUGUGAUUGAUAGUUUUAAUUCACGUAUCGGUGUACUGUUGUUUUUUUUCUGCUGGAGUUGCGUUUUUGUUUGUGACCCAUUCAUCGGCGGACGUAGAUGGACACAAGUGUGUGCAAAUAAUUUGCUCCGGUAACUGGAUUGAUAGUGUGUUCCGACCUGAAAAGCCUAAGCUCUCCCCAGUUCGUGCAGAAUCGCGCGCAUCUGUAAUCAUUCCAAGCAUACAAUACUCAUUGCCAAUUGGUGGCGACUGCUGCAGUCCAGAAGAAAAACGAUGAAAUAUGAAUUGGAGAGCUAAGCCUACGGUCGAGGGAAAAACAAAAACGCUGCCAAGAGAGUGAUAUGCUUUGUGUGCGGAGGGAAAAUACGAAAGAAGAGAUUACAAUAAUGAUGGAAAAAUUAAAAUAAAAUGCAAUUAUGAUAAUAGCAGAAAGGUAAGGCUGCAAAAAAAUACAACGAAUAAACUGAACGUCUGAUCGUUGCAUCGUUGAUGUGUGAGCGGCGACGAGAACAACUUAAAAUCCUAUUAGAGUAGAGUGCAGUGUGUGCGGUGUUUUUGCGCGGGGUAUGCCGCCAUCGGUGCUGAAGAAGCGAGUGUGAUCAACCACCGGAGGUUCUAAGCACGCUACCACUGGCUGCAGACGACGACGGCGGUUCUAAUGUCUGACUAACCUAACAGCCCAGGAAUCCGGCUCAGCCUCAUCGAGUGCCGAGCAAGAAUAUAUAAAAAAAAGAUGAGAGCAUUUUACGAUGAUUUGUGCGUCAAGGGUCUGUGUAUUAUCUGAAAUAGAGAUUUCUCGGGUGAAAUCGUAACGAGAGAGUGUUCUAUAGAGGAAGAAAAUAAGUUUAUUGUUUAUAUCAAAAAUAGUUAUCAUAAAAAUAAAUAUUAAUAAAAAGCGGAACAAGUGAUCGUAAAGCAAGAACCUUCCGUCGAGUAGUGUGGGGGAGCUUAAAUCAGUGCAGAAGUACAUUGAGAGGAGCUAUGAUUUCAUGUGUAUAAUUUUUGAUAAUAAAUUUUUAUUGCGAAAUAUUGUAUUGUUAUCAAAUUCAGAUCGCCUGGUUGGCGAGAGCUUCAUGACUGCUGCUGCGUGCUGUGAACGAAAACAUAAUACACUAGAAGAGAGUUGAAACGAGCUGGCGUAAAAAAGGCAUAAAGCAAAUAAAGAGUUAAACAGAUUAAUUAUCGAGUAAAUCAGAUUAGUGUGUGUUCGCGCGGCGCGGCCGGUGUAAUUACCCAAUAAGCCUCGAGAGUGAACCGUUCUCGAGUCGACAGAGCUGCGAGCUAGCGCCUGGUACCAGACACUAUUUUUUUCUCGGUUCAGUCGAAAACCGCCGCGAAAAUUUCCGCCCUACUCGACACCCGCACGGUUCCACAAAAAUUCUGCAAACUGGAACCAUAUGACGUAAGCACGAUGUACGCGUACGCGCAGGGUGGAUCGCAAGGUCCGCCCCAUUACGCUACACCGAGCAAUGCGUACUUGCCGGCUACGCACCACCCGGGCUACCAUCACCCGGGUUACCAUACGGGUCCGUCGACACCGCCGGCAACAAUCACCUCGUACAACAAUGUACCGGGGCCGUCGUCUUUGCUGGGUCACCAUUACGGUUCGCAUAUGCCUCCGCCGCCGCCGCCCUUGCCAAGCGCAACGCAUACCUCAUCGUCGGCGGCAGCAGCGGCCGCGGCAGCUGCAGCAGCCGCCGCCGCGGCAGUGGCCGGCGUUAGCCCAAUGCAGACCGAUCCACAGCUGACGGAGCUGAACCCGCAACUUGGGAUCCCGAAACGGAGAAGAUCUGAUGAGGAGAGUGCUAGUGGUAACAAAUACAACAGAAUGGAAGAGGACAACGUUCAAGACAAGGAACGCUUCGCCAGUAGAGAGAACCAUUGCGAGAUCGAGCGGCGGAGGCGGAACAAAAUGACCGCCUACAUCACGGAACUGUCGGACAUGGUCCCAACCUGCAGUGCCCUAGCGCGAAAGCCGGACAAGCUGACGAUUCUGCGGAUGGCGGUGGCGCACAUGAAGGCGUUAAGAGGAACCGGAAAUACUAAUACCGAUGGAUCCUACAAGCCUUCGUUUCUUACCGAUCAGGAGCUUAAGCACCUGAUUCUGGAAGCUGCGGAUGGAUUUCUAUUUGUGGCUGGCUGUGAUACGGGCCGUAUUAUCUACGUGUCCGACUCGGUAACACCGGUGCUGAAUUACUCUCAAAAUGAGUGGUACAGUGGGAGUUUCUUCGACCACAUCCACCCGGACGACAUCGAGAAGGUGCGGGAGCAGCUUUCAACGCAAGAGCCGGCCAACAGCGGUCGGAUAUUGGAUCUCAAAACGGGCACCGUGAAGAAGGAGGGGCAUCAGUCCUCUAUGAGAUUAUGCAUGGGAUCGAGGAGAGGUUUCAUUUGCCGCAUGCGUAUCGGUCCUGUGUCGCCGGAAGCCAUGGCGUUAGGUCAUCUCAAUAGGUUACGAAGGAAAAACUCGCUUGGUCCGUCACCCGAUGGUCAUAACUACGCCGUGAUGCAUUGCACGGGUUACAUCAAGAAUUGGCCCCCGACUGAUAUGUUUCCAGGUGUCACGAUCGACCGAGGCCAGGACGACGACCUCCACAAUACGCACUGCUGUCUAGUAGCGAUUGCGCGGUUACAGAUUACCUCCUCGACGACAGCCAACGAUUUGAAUGCGAACAAUCCGAAUGAGUUCAUCACGCGGCAUGCCACGUGUGGGAAGUUCACGUUUGUGGAUCAGCGGGUGAUCGGUGUGCUGGGCUACCAACCGGUGGAUCUGCUUAACAAAAGCUGCUACGACUUCUUCCAUCCUGAUGACAUCGCGCAUAUGAAGGAGAAUUUCGAGCAAGUUCUGAAGCAAAAAGGUCAAAUGUUCUCGGUAAUGUACAGGUUUCGAGCGAAAAACAAAGAAUGGGUGUGGAUGCGAACUCAAGCAUAUGCCUUCCUAAACCCAUACACGGACGAUAUAGAGUAUGUCGUGUGCACAAACAGUUCGGCGAAAUCUCUUCACGCCAGUCAUGACACGGUGGGACCUGCUGAUCCGGCGGAUACGCCUGUAUCCUAUCAGGCACCCGGUCUAGACUAUUCGAUGCCAAGCAGACGCGAGACGACCCCUGCUAGUAGUAUAUACAAUCCUCACAACUUGAUUUCACACUUGCCAUCGCAACAGCAACAACCGCCAUCAGCGUCAGCCGCGGCCGCCGUGGUAGCCAACGCUUCCAUCCAGCGACCCGACAGUGCGCACAAUCCGGUGCAAUAUAGCUAUAAUCCUACGCCGUCUCCUAUUCAGUAUGGUUCGCCUGGUACGCCAGGAGCUUCCGGUUCGCUGGGGCACAUCUCCAGAACGAACAACACCUCGCCAACGCCUGCUGCGACAGCGUGGUCGCUACGACAGCCUCAACCCGUUACCGAAGGUUACCAGUACAGUGAGCUCAGCCCGAAUCGGUCUCCAACUGGACCCACGUACACCCAACUCAGUGCAACCGGAUCGCGACAAACGUCGACGUACACUCCGUCCUCCGCACAACCCGGUUCCGCCAUCUGGAGCGGCUGGCAGGCACAUCACCCGUCCGCCCCGGAGCCAAUGCAGACCGGCAGCAGUAGCGCCGGUGGUGGGGCUGCUGGCGGAGGUGGCAGCAGUAGCAACAGUUCAGCCGGUACGGCAGCAUCACAUAUCGGGCAGCAGCAGGAGAUGCCUCCGGAACACGCUCAACACAUGCAACAGCAGCACCAUCCUGCGCUGCAGCAUGGACACAGUCAUAGUCAACAGCACCAUGGUCACCACACAGGGCACCAUCCGUCACAGCAUCCACACCAUCAUCAUCCGCACCAUGCAGCAGCCGUUGCUGGACAUCCGCACCAGGUGCACCAUCCGGGUCAUCACCCGGGACAGCAUCCUGGUCAAGGGCACGAGCUAUCCGACAUGCUUCAGAUGUUAGAUCAAAGCGGAGCGACCUCAUUCGAAGAUCUGAACAUUCACAUGUUCAAUACACCGUUCGAAUGAAACUUGUUGUACUACGGUUAUAACAACUAUAACCAGACGCCGGCAGCGGCGACAUCCUAUCACGGAGGCGGAAGUGGAUCGGGUUUGAAUGGUGGGGCAAGUGGUAGUGCCAGUAACGGUAGCAGCUUCAGUGCACUGGCAGGCUUCGGAAGUAAUGGUCUAGGUGGAGGAAUUACUAAUGGAGGGGGUGUAACCAUUGGCGCUUCUGUUGGAGGAGGUUUAGGUAGUUUUGGGGGUUACGUGAAUGAACAAAUGUAAAUAGAUGUCAUCAUGGUAGAUUAGGGCUCGAUCUACAAAUGACAGGUUAUCUGAGGCUUGUCUAGCUGUGCAUAAACAGAAAUUUUAUAUCAAAGUACACGCUCAAUAGUUGUCACCCCUAUCGAAACUUUGUCACAAAUUUGUUAUUUAGUAUUUUUCAUGACUUUAAAAUACGGUGGACAUUUGCGCAACGUGUACUAUUUCAAUAUUUUUCGACUUUUAAGUACUUGACAUAAAAACUAAAGCAAAAUCAAAAUCAACGAAAAUGUUUAAGAUUUAAUAGACAAAACAAUAUGCCACUUUUUGUAUAAAAAUAAAGACGGAUGGUCGAAGCUAUGAUUAGAUUUGUUGUAUCCUAAGUUAGGCCUAUUAAAGAUGCGAAAACUUAUCCGUUUAUAUGUAUGUAUUAGCAAAAAUGAUAAAGCAGUUGCAAGUAUUGUGUUCAGUUCCAAGCAAAGCUUAACCCAGCAGACAACAGAUAGAUUCUUUUUAGCAGCAGUUAUUAAACUUUUUCAACUUGCUUACUCCUUAACUCGAAAAAAAACACAGUUUGAUUUGCAAGUAAAAAAAAAACUGCUGAACCGGAAAGGUGGUGUACUCAUAUUUAAUAGGCAAAGAAGAUGAAGCAUAUUUUCUAGCACACAAAGCGAAUUAUUUCAUUAUAGAUAUUGUUUUUUCCUAUUAGAAUAUUAGGUUGUGUGGAAAAAAGUCAGUUUUUUCGCUAAAAGAUGCUCACCCGACAGCAAUUUUGUGUGAGUGAAAUGCUUAUACAAACCGUGUGAACAAAUUCUGUAAAAACGAACAAAAACUCCAUUUUUCAUAACUAUAUCAUUAUAAAAAAAUGUGUACGCAACAAAUAGGCAAAAAAGAGAAAGUUUUUGGUAAUUGAGUAAAUGCAACAUUCGUUAUCUAAAUACUAAGAAAUUAUUAAAAUAUAAGCUGAAAAAUCGCUAGGUCUAAAACGCUACUGUAUAAGCUACAUUUAAUUUAAUAUAAAAAGAGGAAUUUGAUCUAUGAAAAUGAAGGAAUGUGCACAUGCGAACCUUAUGACUAUUUGAUUUAACGCAAAGUAUUUUCUGUAGUUUAUAUAAAAAACAAACAAUAAUUUAAUUUAGCAUAAAGCCGUGUAGAUCUAGAUGCUGAAUGUUUCCUAAAUAUUUGUUCUUUUUUUUCUUGCAUAUGGGACAUAGUACCCAAUCUGACUUCCUCCAUCUUGUGAACGCAACGCAACAACAACGCCAUCUGUUUUUUACUUUUUAACAAUUGUUUUAGUCCAUAGUUCAUCAUAAUUUUCCAGCUCGGUUAUGUUGUCUAAUUGUGACAAGUCAGCAACAAGCAACAAUUAUCACUAUUUACCUAUUAAAGCAUUUAGUUUAGCCGCCAACUAGCGAACGGAUAAUUUAUUUGUAAAGUAGAUAAAUUGAAAACCUACCUUAUUUUGUAAGUUUGUAAGCCAAGUUGGCUUAAACCGAGUUGGUUUCUUCCCAAGAUAAACAUAUUUUCCCGAAAAGCAAUUUAAGUCUUCAGUAAUGCAUCAUUGUUCUGAAAGAGAAAACGAAACUAGCAGUUGUAAGGCAGGGCAGAAUCAUCAUGAUUGCAAAAGUUCCAUAUUGUUCCGAAUCCGUGAAACAAAACAAAAAAUAAACACUAAAUAGCACUAAAUUGAUAGUCCAAAUUAAAUUAAAAGUUACAGUCUGCCGAAGUCCGAGAAGCAAUCCUGCAGAAAAAAGUACACGCGUCUGAAUGGAAAAAAAUGCAUAAAAAUGAAAAACGAAGAAAAAAUCAUUUAACUAUCCAUUUGUAAAAAAGAUGAUUGUAUAAGCGAAAAUAUACUCUUUUCAAAAUAUGGGAAAAGAAGAAAAAAUAUCAGAAAUAAAACGAUAUAACGUUUAAUAAAAACUA